UGAGGUGAUAAAAUGUGUUUCAUGACUGUUACAGCCUGUUUCUCUGACAUGUAUUCAACCACUAUGUGCCUGUGUUCCUCCUUUUCAACUUACUAAAACCUACGAAGUCAUAGAUCUAAUCUCUAAACUGGCACGAUGCUGAGGGGAUGAGGCACUGCAGAUAUCUGGGGGCAGAUAAUCCUGUUUGUCUCCAGAACUGCGGAGGCACAGGAAGAGCUGGCAAGCUGCAGGAGGCCCUGACAUUUGCCCAUCAGUGUAAGGAUGAGCCAUCUCUGGGUUGUUGUCAUUCAGCCCAAUGCCUGGGACUUGGUUUUGUUUCAUCGUUAAAUAAAAGCGGUGCUUUUCCAAGAAAGGUCAUUGUAAAAUUGGAUUCAGGAACAGAAUUUUUAUUUCUCGAUGUGGAGGCAAGUUUUGCUCUACUUCAGGACUCACAGAUACCAUGCAGACAACUUUCAAGCAAAGGAGACCAUCCAAAAUGAAUAUGAAGAGGACAUUACAACAGCACAGUGGAUUUUCAAGCCCAUGGGAUCAGAGCGGAUGGAGAUGCGCAAACGGCAGAUGUCUACAACCCAGGAGACCCCAGGUGCCGCACAGACUCAGCACAGCACAGGAAAUCGGGGGUCCAACGCCUGUUGCUUUUGUUGGUGCUGUUGCUGCAGCUGCUCAUGUCUUACUGUUAGAAAUCAAGACGAAGAGAGAGCAAGGAGAACAUCUCAUGAACUCCAAGCAGAGGAUAUAGCAAACUGUGAGGAAAGCCCUGCUCCUACUCUUGAAGAAGUAAAUGCCUGGGCUCAAUCAUUUGACAAGUUGAUGCUUACUCCAGCUGGCAGAAAUGCUUUUCGUGAAUUUCUACGAACAGAAUUCAGUGAGGAAAACAUGCUUUUCUGGAUGGCCUGUGAGGAACUAAAACAAGAAUCCAACAUGAGUGUCAUUGAAGAAAAAGCAAGACUGAUUUAUGAAGAUUAUAUUUCUAUCCUUUCUCCAAAAGAGGUCAGUCUGGACUCCAGAGUAAGAGAAGUUAUUAACCGAAAUAUGCUGGAACCCUCACAACAUACCUUUGAUGACGCACAGCUUCAAAUUUAUACCUUAAUGCACAGAGACUCCUACCCACGGUUUAUGAACUCUGCUAUUUAUAAGGACUUGCUUCGGUCCUUAUCUGAAAAACCCACUGAAGCAUAGAAUUUUUUCUUAAAUGUAUUUAUUAAGAAAAAAAAAAAAAAAAAAAAAAAAAAAAGAACUCUAGGCUACACCAAUCCACAGGGAAUAUAGAAUUAAUCAGAUAUUUACCUGAAAAUAACUCAGGCAAGUUUUGCUACAGACUGAAUGAUUUAAACCUGCACAAGGCUCUGACACAAUCACCUAACUACAGUUUCUGAUCAAAUUCAGUGUUACUUUGCAAAAGAGAAUGAAGAUGCAAUGUUGCUGUUCAAAAAAAAAUGCAGUACUUUUUUUCAAAUGAUGCAAGUCUCUUAUAUUUCUGAGGUACAAACACCAACUGAGCAUGAAAACUAAAUUUUAUUUAAGUGGAGUGUUAGAAUUUUCUUGAAAACCAAACUAUUUCCCCCAUCAACACCAUGACGAAAGUAAAAACAAUACUGUCAAUAUCUGGGUUACACUAGACAAAGUUUCACAUAUUGUACCUGGCACAGGUACACUCCACUUGUCUUGGUAUAUUUAAUGCGUAUAUGGUAUGCUAAUGGAAAUCAAUAUGGCAAUCUCAAGCUUAUGAAAGCUAACCGUUGAAAUAAUGCUGCCUAUAAAAAUCUUUUGCUGAAGAAUUGUUAUUUUAUUACUAGAGUCUGCUGAAAGCAUUUUUAAGUUAUAUUGUUGAUAUUUAUAAAGUUAAAUUAUUUACUUAAGAGGAAGAAGAGUCUGGGCAUUUAAAUUCCAAAAUAAAGCACAAGAAUUCUCA
Messenger RNA from Tyto alba (common barn owl), 1912 nucleotides. It is a transcript of the gene RGS20, whose product is annotated as regulator of G protein signaling 20. The transcript has 5 exons. Bases 397 to 1179 code for a protein of 260 amino acids. The record is from RefSeq and is a predicted model, not a curated record. NCBI's taxonomy places the organism in Eukaryota, Metazoa, Chordata, Aves, Strigiformes, Tytonidae.